UUAUCCCCCGCCGAAAAAUUUCGGCGGAGGAUAUAGAAAUAGUCUCCGUCCGUCCCACCUUCCUUCCGUCCGACAUUUUUGUCCGGAGCAUAUCUCUAAAAGUAUUUGAGUUAUCAACUUGAAACUUCAUAGGUGGAUAGACCUCAUUGAGGAGGAGUGCAGUGCACAAGAAUGAUAACUCUACCUUGCAUGAUUUUUGGGUUAUUGCCCUUUGUUAUUUUUCAAAAUUGAUUUUUGUCCAGAGCAUAACUCCAAAAGCCUUUGAGAUAUCAAAAUGAAACUUUAUAGGUGCAUAGAUCUCACUCAGGAGGUGUGCACUGCACAAAUAUGAUAACUCUACCUUUUAUAAUUGUUGUGUUAUUGCCCUUUGUUCUUUUUCAUACUUAAUUUUUCAAUUCAAUUUUUUUCUCAAAAAGUAUUUGAGGUAUCAACUUGAAACUUCAUAGGUGGAUAGAUUUAACUGAGGAGGGAUGCAGCACACAAGAAUGAUAACCUACCCUGCAUUAUUUUUCAGUAAUUGCCCUUUGUUUUUCAGCCAUUAGUAUUCACAUAGGUUUCAAAUCUGUAACCACUAUAGCCAUCAGUUUUCAUUACCAAAAGACCUCUUAAAAUCGAAUUACUCCGCUCUACUACAUAUACAUUCUUCCAAUGAGCAAACACAUUCGGCGGGGGAUGGCCAUGUUGACAUGGCUCUUGUUGAAUUAUAAAUUGAAGUCUAUUAUUCAGAUUGUGGAUUAAACAUGUUCAUUAUUUACAGGUUAAUGGGAAGCUGUGAAACGGAAAUAUUUCAUUGUAUGUGGUCACUCGAGGACAGAAAUGGCUCGACCUAAAGAAAAAGCGAGAACUGCAUUUGAUCAGAAGUGUAUGGCAGCCUCAGACAAGUUGGCAAGUUUCCAAGCUACCUCACUUAAAGAUGACAUUGAAAGGUUGUAUACAGAUGAAAUACUCACAGACCUAAGCAUUGACCUAGGUAGUAGAAAGCUAGCACUUCACAGAUGUAUAAUUAAAGCAAGGAAUGCAGACUUGUGUAACUUUUUGACAUCAUUUGAAAGAAAUGAUGGGAACGAGGCGCUAUUGAUCCCCAACUCACGUCAUUCAGAUAUAGAAAAUUGUCUAAGGUCACUAUAUACUGAUGAUGAUGUAACAGCUAGUGUAGAGAAACUGGACACUUAUUUCCAGCAAGAAUCAAACAUUGAAUUAGAACAGCCAAACACUGACAACACUAAUGACUUGGAAAAUGAUAUGAUUGACACCGACAGAGAUACUUUACAUGUGAUAUCUGAAAACAUAACAAAUACUAGUCUAGACCUUGUCAAAAGUGAAGUUGGUUGUUUAAAAAGGGAGAUUUGUAUUGGAGAAGGGGAAAGAAGUAACGGGUGUACCUCUAUCUGUGAUAAUUCUGAUUGUGAUAAAUAUAAUGAUAAAAUGUAUGGUAGUGUUGAGAGAGGGAAUGAAGCUGGGAACAAAACAAGCACUUGUGAUAAUACAACGGCGGUUUGUGGUUGUGAAGAGGAGAAUGAUGAGGAAAAUAUUUAUAAAUUAGCCGAAAGAAUUGUAAAACAAGUAAUUGAAGAAGCUCAAAGUAUUGUUGCAAAGGACAAAAGUGAUAAUCCUUUAGAUAAUAUUGCCAAAGAAAAUGAGAGUGCCAAGGAAGUGGAAUCUUUGAUAUAUUGUAAUGAUAGUGCUGAAAUUGAGAAGAAAAUUAAUUCUAGUGAAAAAGAUAACAAUGGCCAAAAUUCAAUCAAAUCAAAUACCUCUCCAGGAAAUCAAUCAAAUACCUCAGUAGAAAAUCAAGCACAGCAAACAAAAUGUUGUAGAUUUAACACGAGAACAAAUAUAGACAGUAUACAAGGGUUACAAGAAAGAGUGUUUGGAGUAAAAACAUUAUUGAGACCAUGUAGUAAGCUUGGUGAGGACUUGCUUAGAAUGUUACUAGAACAAGAGUCUACAGAUUGUUCUAUAGAAGUACAGGGAGAAACAUUCCGUGCCCAUAGGUGUAUUUUAGCUGCUCGUUCAUCAUAUUUUGCUGCGAUGUUGUGUGGAUCAUGGAGGGAGAGCGAAGAAGAGACAAUAGUGUUAGAGGGGAUAUUACCUGCAGUAUUAAAGCAGACGUUACUAUAUUUAUAUGGUGGAGUUACUCAGGUAGAUCCCCAGUGUCCACUAGGAGGGCUCAUUAUGAUGGCGGACAUGUAUGGGAUGGAAGGGCUGAAGGAAGUUGUAGCAUUUAAUCUUAACAUAGGCUAUUGUCAUUUCUUCCACAGGCCGUGUGCAGAAUGUAUUGCUGGUGUACCUGAAGCAUUGGCUCUGACAAUGAUGUACAACAUGGACGCCAUGAAGGAGAAAUGUGUACGAUGGAUCAACAAAAACUUCGGGAAAGUAUGGCCGGGAAAAUCUUUAGCGACUCUACCUCAAGAAGUUUUAGAGUUUACAGUAUCUAGUGCAGUCAAAGACCUGGCACUCAACAAUGUACUGGAUGUUUUGGUAGAUUGUCAGAGGUUGAACGAGAAAACGCCACACUUGAAGUGGACAGAACCUGUGUUUGACAUGAUAACUCAGUUAAUGGACGCAGCCAUCGAGUUUGCCAGCAAAAACUUCAUCAGUCUCAUAUCCGGAAAUACAUUUAGGAAAAUUGAUAAGGAAGGUAUCUCAUUUAACCAGCAACCACUGGAGGACAUAUUUGGUAUGAUAAUACAGGCACUGUCACCAGAAAAUUCCUGUCUCGCCUAUCUGUCUCUACAUAAGUGGGUAAAAUCUGUAGAAGUUACAGCUGACGACAAAGUACCAUUGUUUUCAGAGGAAUUUGCGGAAUUUGUUAAUACAUUGUUUAAGAAGUGUAAGGACCACCUAUGUUUGUAUGUCCAUCAAGCUGCCAACACUGUAGAAUGGGAACUUCUGUCAAAGGAAAUGCAACAAACUAUAAUGCAAGAUGCAAAUUAUGUAUGUAUUGAUACUAAUAGAGGACGUAUGGCACGACCAAAAUUGACUAGCAUGCAAAAGAAAAUUUCAGCAACAUCGCCUCUGUCAUUGAAAGAAUAUUUUGAAUGUCAUUUUGGACAAGUAAAACCACCGGUCAAAAUUCCCAAGUCAAAGAAAGAAAACAUUCCAGCUGCCAAACAGAAAGAGGUGACGAAAGGGACAAGGGGAAAGGUUAAACAAGCAUCAGCUGAUACAAGAAAAAUGGACAAAUCAAGUGUAAAAACUGUUAAACAAACUCCAAAACUCAUCGGUAAAGAUACAAGUGUUUAUUCCAGUGGUAAGAAGGGGGCUAAAGGUAAGUCAUUAACAGAUCAAAGUCAGAGUAAAAAUGAUAUGACAGAGGGUUGUAGUAAUUCUGCUUUAUUUGAAGAAGAUAUCACAUAUACUGAAGAAGAAUAUAUUGUUUGA
Messenger RNA from Ruditapes philippinarum (Manila clam), 3384 nucleotides. Its product is annotated as BTB/POZ domain-containing protein 8-like. The record is from RefSeq and is a predicted model, not a curated record. The coding region runs from base 817 to 3384 and encodes 855 amino acids. The transcript is spliced from 12 exons. Gene Ontology annotation, molecular function: protein binding. NCBI's taxonomy places the organism in Eukaryota, Metazoa, Mollusca, Bivalvia, Venerida, Veneridae.